Molecule: messenger RNA, 10153 nt
Organism: Lymnaea stagnalis (great pond snail)
Lineage: Eukaryota; Metazoa; Mollusca; Gastropoda; Lymnaeidae
Source: the annotation of a GenBank genome assembly
GGACACCUACUAGCGAUAUUAAUAAGGACCCCUGAUAAAUAUUUUUAAUUUUUAAACACUGUAGCUUAUUAUUCUCAUUACUUUAAUUCAUCGGGCCUGUAGACUAUUAAUAAACUAAAAUAUAUGUGAAAUAUGUUUUCGCCCGUUAUAUUUUUUUUGUUCGGACAAUUUUGGGACAAGCUCAAACUUAAAGCUGUUCUGUCCAUGACGACUCCGUCAAAGAAUUUACACGAAAUUUCUCGAUCUUAGUUUAGUUCACCGGGUUAUCUGUGGCAGAGCUUGUUCUUGUGGUUUGGAUAAGAAUAAGAAUCAAACGUCUUGUCGGCGAUGGUUGUGCUUACAAAAACACUUAUUUGAUUGGAUGAUUGGCUCAUCCAGUGUUGGGUCGUGUCGUAAAUAUUAUAUCACAAAUCAGACAUUUGAUUCAUUUUGAUUUUGUCAAUUUGAUCAACCUGUGAGUGCGUGAGAUUUUGCCAAUUUCUCACCUGCUUGUCAUUUGAAUUCUGUGACAUAAAAAUACUAAUUAAUUUAGUAUUUUGUAGGCUAGAGCCUACUACAUAAAAAAAUUAUACCUGCUUUGUAAGUAUGAACCUUUUAACAGGGGUUUGUGUUACACUGUUACACACUUAAUGAAUUACUUGGCUACUUAAGUGACUUAUAAUUUAUACUUGACCCAGCUUUAUUAUAUAUUAAACUUAAAUUAUGUGAGACAUAAUUGCCAUAACUAGGAAUAAAUUAUUUUUGUAGAUAUUUUAAAAUUAUUUUUAAAGUAUUUUUAUUUGACCAGUGGCCUAUAUUAAGUAAGUAAAUAAGUAAAUAGUGCUUUUUAAAGUUUUAGGCCUAGGCAUAAAAUAAUAAUAGAUUUAGAUAUGAAUCAUAAAGUACUUUAUAACACUGAACAUGCAAAGUCAAUUAAGUUAAAAGAAAGAUAAGUACUGCUAAAGAAAUCUUUAAAUUAAGGCCUUUCAAAGCCUAUCAUUCGAUUCAUUAUGACACACGAUAACAUUUUUUUAUCGAAGGCGACAUAGGCCUAUAAACUAUAGUCAGUUAUACUAAGAUAUAACCAGUAUUUAUAUUAAUAAUAGGUUUAUAAUAAUUACAGGCCUAAGCCUACUGUUAUAUUUUUAUUAAGCCUAAUGACUAAUGUAGGCCUUAGUUAUUAUUAUUUAUAAAAAUAAGAAGAAAUUUAACUAGCCUUCCUCCUACUGAUUAGAUCUAGGGCCAAACAGUUAUUUGGGAGGUCUAGGGCCUAGGUCUAUAAGUAAAUCUUAAUCUAUUUAUUGCAAAAUAUUUAGUAUGGACAGUAUGGAUUUAAAUAGUGAAUAGGCAGCAUACAAAAUACCAGAAAAUGAAUACUGUAGUCACAUAUUACAGACUUAACCCUAAAGCUGUACUUAUAUUUUAGUUAGUUACACUACAAUAUUCUUACUAAUACUAAUAUUAAAUAUGGCUAUGGAUAAUCUUUUUUUAUUUGUAUAUCGAAUGAAUUGUUAAAUGAGAUAAAACUUUUGAUUUUGCGCAAAUAUACAAAUACAAGCAAGUUACUACAAGACUAGGCUCGUAAAAUCUUGUUUGCAAUUUUCAUUUUCAUUUUAGUGGAGAAAGGAGUUAUUGGGACAGAAAAUAAUAGUUUUAAUUAUAAAAACUAAUUUUAUAUUUUAAUUAAUAUUUCCAAAUGGGAUAGUAAUGGCAGACUACAGUGAAUUCAACAACAAUAACUACCUCCCAGGCCUUUAUAAUGGUAAGAUUUUAGAUUUUUAUUUGAAGUAAGCAAAAGGUUUUGAAAUUUAAAAAGACUUUUCUAAUUUUAGAUUUGUCAUAUCAAGUUCUUGAAACUUCAAUUAUUUUUAUUUACAGUAUUUUAAAUUCAAACAUGACAUUUGAUAUCAUCUCUCAAUUACACAUUUUUUGUUUUACUAAUUUAACAAGCCCCAUAUGAUUUUCCCCCAUUAUUCUUGGAUCUUUCAUUGAUGUUAUCAUAAUUGUAAUGUUGUGCCGAAUAUUUAUUUUCAGAUAUGGCCACUGCAGCUUUUAGCCACUUUACAUCAGCUCAACAAUUUCGCAACCCGGUUGUAUCUCAGAAUAGCUUUACAUUCACAUCUCCAACUCAGUGCAGCACUCUAGCUACUCAUAGACCAAGUAUUCAGGUUAGAAUUUUGUUAGGCAUGCAUUUAUUGCACAGUGAUGCCAAUAUAGAUAAACAAGAUUUAGGGAAACCAAGUCCUCUAUUUCUAAGAAUAGGCUUUCACACUAAUAAUCAACUUAUACAUUAAUGCAUUUUGAGUUUUUGUAGACCAGUACCUAACCCUCCAAAUAAUUGUACUUGUAUGUAGUAUUUUUAACCAACACCUGCCUAAACUAAUUUUGAUGUCAGGGAAAAUAAGAAAUCAAACUGCCUUUUACCACUCAUAAUUUAGGAACAUGGGAGAGAAAAACAGUUAAGUUUCAGUAGAGCAAUGUGCUCACAAAAAUAGUAAAUUUUAGCAGUUAAGUGUGUGGUAGGCACCCUGAAUGAGAAUAAUGCAUCACAAAGCUUUUCAUAUAGGGAGGGUUUCAGGGACAUUGUAGUGUCAUGUCGGCUGCUGGCAAAAUCUUUACGGUAUUAAAAAUGUGAAUGAUUUAAUGUAUUUUGGUUAAGGGGAAAGCACUGUAUAUUAAUGAGUUUUCUUUCUAUUUCUGUUUCUAUCACUAUCAGUGUAUUAACAUGCUUUUUUAUCAUGGCUUGUUUUGUGAUUAAUCGGGUGUGAAAUUUGCUCAAUUUCUGAUGUCUGAAGCUGAAGUUGGCCCCCCUCUAGACUGAAAAAUCAAAACAGAAUUUCUUUAUUGGAAUUAUUUCAAAUGGAUUCAAAUAAAAGCAAUGAUUUCAGAGAUAUUCCAUGUGCUACUAAUGACAGUAUUGGCUCUAGCUGUGAUGGGCGACAUAAGAGUCAGAUAUUAACAGUUUUAGCCCUUAGCUAGUCAUAUUGUUACAUUCAUUUGGGAAAGGGUAGAAAUCAAACAGAUAAGACAAAGAUUGGAUCCCAAAUACCUACCCUAAAGAGAUUUAAAUAUGUUUGUAUAGGUUCUGGAUUAUUAAUUAAUUUGAACAAAUUGAUUGAAUAACUUCAAAUGAAAACGAAUUAUUGAUCUAAUUUUGUGCUUUUCCUGUUGUAUUUUUUGUAUGACAGAAAUUUGAAGUCAGGGAAUGAAAAAAAUUAUAAUUUUCAAUAUAACUUAAAAUAAGUACCCAAAACGUGACAUUUUCUGAAAAAAUAUUGGUUAUAGUUAUAGAACUUGAUUUUAUGGGUAGUUUGAACAAUUUAUGGAGUUGAAUGCAGAAGUUGAGUACAGGUAUCAACAUGCAUAAUAUAGAAACAAUUUAUUUUAAUAUCAUAAGAUACCUUGUUCAAUUUACUUUCACAAUAUGUAUAUUUGUAAGGGUCUCUGAAUUAAUUUAGCAUGGGAUUUUGUCCUUUUUGACAAGCAUAAGAAAAUGCUAAGAAUGGCUUGACGCUACAUAAAAAAUGCACUUGACACUUAUUUAUAGGGUUAAACAAAUAAUCAUACAUAAAAAUAAACAAAGACAUGCAUUUUUUACUUCAUUAGACCACCAGCCCAAUCAAUAUGAGUGCGCCUGGUGUGGGCACAUCUUGGCAGCACAGCAUCCCUGUUACAAUGCCUUGGGUUGAUAUGGUGUCCUCAAGAGGAGCUGGAACAACUACUGUGUUUACAGGUGUACCAUUGCCAGCUUAGUAAGUACCGUAUAUGAGCUACCAUAUUAUGUGUUCUUUGAAUUGUUAACUUUCUGUGUCUGGAGUGAUGGUAAUCAGAGGAAUGGACAUCAAUUUUUCUUGCUUACUGUUAUAUACUGUGAACACCUGUUUGUUAAAAAUUAAAUUUGAUAACUGGAAAUUAAUGAGGAUUCUUUUUAAUCGGAAUAUGAUUAUUGAGGUUGGAAUUCGAUUAAAUUUUGUAAUUAAGAUUUAUUUUUUCAUUUAAUGCUGAAGCUUUAUAGAAAUAGUCACUAUGGACUAGUUUAUCGCUAAAAUUUACUAAAAAUGAAAAAGAUAAAUUUUUCUUUCAAACAUGAACCACUAAUAGUCAUAGCAUGCUCAAAUAAAAAUAAGCUUAGACUCAAAUUAAAAAAAAAAACAGCUUUUCAGACAAAGAAUUUUGGUACAGUACUAAGCAUAGAUAAUUCAAACUCUUUACCCCUAAAAACAAUGUAAAAAAUAAUCUUUAACUCUUUACCGCUAAAAACAAUCUAAACAAUAAUCUUUUGUGCCACAGUGGGCUUAAUAAUAGAAAACUUGUAACAGUAAAAUUAAGUUUAUUUUUUGAAAUGAAUAUCAUAUUCAUAAUCUAUUUAUUGCUUACUUUUAUUUAGUCCAGAUCUUCAGAUGUCCUGCACAGUUCAAAUUAAACCACCAAAGCGAAAAGCUAUUGAUAGCCCAGAUGAGUAAGUAGUGUUUUUAUUUCAUUACUUAAUCAGUCUAUUGUAUCCUAGUUUAGGAGUUGACAACCUUUUGUUUGUUUGUAAAGAGCCAGUUUAUAAAUCAUAUCUGCUGAGAAAAUAUUUAGGUAGCCAUAUGCUGGGUCAAAUUGUUCAAUAUUUUUAUAAGUUAAAGAAAAUAAAUAAUAUUUUUAAUAUCUGUAAUGAAAAGAGUUGUAUUUAUUAAUAAGAGUAAGAGCGUCAUGUUACUCUGAUGCUGCAGGUUUGUCAACCACCAGACUUGUUAGAAGUUCCUUAAUAUAAACGGUACUCAUUAUGUUAUGCCCAGGAUAUGUUAGGCCCAGGAUUUUCAAAACAUUUCUGACUGAAACCCUUUUCAUAAAUCAUAACAAUCAAGAAAAUGUUUUGGGACCCCCCAGUCUGGGGCGAAUUGUUUACAUGUCACUGUCACAGCAAGAUCUGCUCCUUCAAAGUGCUGUUUGGGUCCCUGGGGUCAGAGGUUGCUGAACACUAUGAUUGUGGCCAAAGUGUCCCCUGUUUUUGCUUCCUGUAUCAACUGAUGAAGAAUAGAUAAUAGAUACUGUAUUAUAAUUUUAAAAAAAAUAUUUUUUUUGUGUGCUCCAUUGAUGAAACAUUCCGUCUUACUGAUACUGACUGAUUAUCAUUUUUUUUGCAUGGCAUGAAUAAAAGCAAAUAACAUGCAUAGCUUUUUUAAUAGAUUUUCUCUUACAUGAGCGUCAAAUGAGUUUAAUUUGUGAAGUGUAGUACCGGGUACUGUACAGAAAAUAAAUGGCUGAAGUAUAUUCCUUCGGUCGUCAAAGAGAUUGAUGAACAUUGAAAAGUUUGCCUGUUUAAGUCUAAUGUUUUUCUCACUCAUUUCGCAAUCAUCAUUUUCACUAUAUUAUUUUCAAAUUCUGUUGAACUUGAUUCAGACAUUAUAAACUUCAGUCAUAAUAUGUAGCAUUCUGAUUAGAGCAGAUUGUGACGUAAGGAAGUAUGAACAUUUAAAAGUCCCUGUAGUUUAAUUGUAAAAUUGGCAGUUUUAAAAUGUAUCAAUGACCCACUGCAAUCAUCAGUGUAGAUAUCUUGCUAAUUUCUUUCAUACCGUUGCCCUCCAAUUGGAAUUAAACAUGAUGCAUGUGAGUGUUGAUGUAUUUAAUGCCCCUUCAAAACUGUACCCAUUAAUCCUGUUUCAGGGCUCCCAUGUCCAAAGUUUAUCUUUGCGCUGAUCAGUUUGCAAACAUGACAAUUACUACACAAGAGCAGCCCAGUCUUGAUCAAGUACAGGCAGGGAGUGAUGACAGAGGAGUACAAGUCUUCAUAGGUGCAAGAGGGACACAGUGCCGAGGCGAUGCAGAAGCAUGGCAAAGAUUUAGAGAUAUUGAAAACACGUAUGUUUUAUACCAUUACUGAAAAUAGUUUUUUUUUAGUGAACAUUGAAUUUUUUUUAUUUUGCUCAAUCAUACUUGCAGAAAUAAAAAUGGCUUUCGAACUAGUAUUAGCAUCUCUGCAUGUUUACAACUACAGUCAUCCCUCAUUAUAGUGGUUUAUCAGUUCCAGACUCGACCAUGAUAAGUGAAUUUCCGCAAAGUAGGAUUCUUUAUUUAUAAAUAAAAUAUUUUCAUAGUUGGAGAAUAUAAAACCUGUUUUGACCCUCUAAUGGAAAUAUAGUUUUUAACAUUAUUAAAACCUUCAGGGGGUUGCCAGAAUACAUAGGGCUACAUUCCAUAUGUAAAGUAAUUUUAAUUGUAAUACAGGGGUGUGUAUAAAGUAUAAUUGACUCAGACAACUGAGAGGGCGCUGUAUAAUUUUCACUACCUCGAAUGAAGCCACAAAAGUGGAAGUGGGAAGGGACGACUGCACAUGUUGAGUUUUAUACCCAAGCAGUAAAAUCUGACAAAAAAUAAGACCUUGAUGUACACAAUUUUUAGAUGUUCAUAAUUCAUGAUACAGUCCUUCACAACUCUUUAAUACACAAUCAUAAAUAAACAAUUUUGAUUUAGUUAUUCCGUGACACAAACAUUUACCAUUUUGGAUUUACAUUUGUUAUUACUUGAUCAUGAUUUCUUUUUUUAGACUUACUCACUUGGUGACACAAUCAUACUAAUCUCAUACUAAAGUGUAACUUAUUCUUCAGGCUUGAUGUCGAUCUAGAAGAAGAUAUUGAAGUCAACAUGGCUGCCUCUGACAACUGGGAGCCUCAUGGACCCUGCUUUAAAGUUGCCCAGGGUAUCUUAGAGAAUACAACACACUCUCCUAUCUUACCACGCAAAGUAAUGGAGGAAAUGUUAGUUAUUCUAUUUCUUCUUUUAAAUUUUACUUCUUACAGUACAUUAAGUUGAUUGAUUUACAUUGUCUUACUUAUUUAGUCUAAGAACAAAAAAUACAAUGUCAUUUACUUGAGAGUACCAUAGCUUAAGAGGACCUGUUCAUCAAAUGAUGAUGCUCUCCUCCUUGUGACAGAACUAAAUAGGGUGUUUAAAUUGGAAUUUAAUGAUUUCCGGAUUAGUUGUAAAAACUAAUACUCCGUAGUGUUACUGCUACUGUAGUGUUACGUGCUAUUUUUUCCAAUUCUAAAGAAAAAAAAGAAAAAAAAGAAUCAUUAAAUGUAAACAAUCAGUUCAAGCCUCUUGCUGGUCAUAAAUCUGCAGUCACUGACUGUAAGGGUGAACGAUUUGCAUUCAUCAAUUCAUAAACAGAACACAGUGAGUUACGCUGUCUAGUUUAAAAAUGUGUGUAUUUAUUGCACUGGUGUUUUCUUGUACAGAAAUUUAAAUUUCACUAAACCAAACUAAGAUAAAACAAGAAAUGAAUUUGGCAAGCUGCCAUUGGAAGUAUGACUGAAUUAACUGGAAUUUGUGAAAAUUAAAUUUUUCCAUUUUCAGCACAAAGCCAUGCAUGCAAAUUGUUUUGUGGAAGUCACCAGGGGAGCUUAUUCGAGAUAUUAAAGAAGAAAACCAGUCCAAAUCAUCAUCCACCACCACGACCAUCACCUCAACAUUCACAAAUAGCAAAUUGAGCAACUUCAGCAAUAUCAACAGAACAGAAAGAUCUCCAUUAAUGCCUAGAGAUAACAUUAUGGAGGCUGAUGGCUCAAACAUGACAGUGGCAAGUCCUGACCUAGCUCCACAAUUGCAGUCUCACUACUCUAAUGACUUGUAUACAUCAUCUCCAGGGUUCCUCAAGUCUUUGCCUUCUACACUCACAAGUUCAUCUACACUAAAUGAGCUCAGCUGCAGCAAUAUUCAAACAGAUUUCAAUACAUUUGAAAACAUUGAUGAUGAGAUGCAGUUGUGAUGAAUCAUAAACAUUUUAAUUUUAAAAAAAAAUAUACCAUAAAAUUUAAGAUUUAAAAAAAUGUCUGCAUCAAGGCAUUUUCAGAUCUGUUUUCAUUAUUUUCAUAUCACGAAGUACUGUCAACAGCUGUCACUAUCGGUACUAAAUAAUUUCAGUAUGUUGUUAUCUCCACAUAAGACAUCAUCACAUUUACAAGUGAUUUACUCGAGUUAUAUUGAUUAAAUGUGAGUGUAGAAGUUGCUGUAUAUAGUAUUUUUUUAAUAAUUUUUUUUUCCAUUUCAAAAGAAAAGAAAGAUAUUUUCAGAAAUUAUUUCUUGUCAUAUUAAACAGUUCCAACAGUCACAAUGAUGACCCUUAGAAAUGAAAAUAAAAAAAUAAAGUAAUUUCUUUUAGCAGUUUACCUGCUUAUGUAAAUCUUUACCAAAGAGCCAUAAACAUUAUUGGAAAAUGGUAAUUGUUAUUGUUAUGUGUAACAUAUAGAAAAUGUAGUUCAGAAUUUCCAAAUUUUCUAUUCCGUAGUGUACAGUGUGAACUAAUUCGUUUUAAAAAAAAUUUAAAAAUGUACCAGUUGCCACACGAUUGCAUCCUAGCUGCACUGUGCAAUAGGUAAUGCUAUUGUUAUUAUAAUCAACAUAUAACUGUUAAAAGUAACAGAUAAUUGCUUAAAAAUUAGAUAAUUACUAAAGUGACUUUGUCCUCUACCUCUACAAAAAAGGGGUUGGAUCAUAGCUCUUCUUUACAUUGAUUUGAUUUGAUUUUUUAUAGUAACACUUAAUUUGUUUGAACGCAGGUUGUUAAUUUUUGUCUUGAUUCAUUUACCAUAACAGAUUUAGUUAAAAACAUUAUUAAAUCAUUGAAACAUCAUGUAAAUACUGUACAAAAAAUGUCCCAUUAUUAACAUUUUCCUAUAUGAAUGUAAUUUCAAGAAUGCUACUUGAAAAAACUACUUAUAAAACUACUUAUAUACAUUCGGUGAAUGUAUUUUAUGAAAAGAAUGUUUGAAUUUUGUUGGUUUGUUAAGAAAGAUUAAUUGUGACUCAAGUUUGAUUGCCCGUUUAAAUAGCUCUUUUUCAUAUUUUAGGCAAGUAUUGACUUUAUGGUUUCAAGAUUCAUUGAGUUUGAGUAUUUUUAACCAGAUGAAAUUUUACAGUAUGGUAACAUGAAUACAAUUUUGAAAAAUGCUGACUGUUUAAAAUUGAUAAUAACAAACCCCUCAUUGCUAACUUUGAUGUAAUUAGUUCUUUUUCCCACUGUAGUUAUUACCUGGAGGAGAUUACUUAAUUUCAAUUGUGCAAGGAGCAUGUUAAUAAACUGAAUGCAGUCGUCCCCAUAUUAUACUGUUCCGUUAAUAAGAGGAGUGAUCGUAUUACUUUUAUCAUUUAAUACCGGUACUCUUACCAGAUAAAUCAUUAAAAUUACUAGCCAAACACACUUUUUUUACAACUUGUGUUUUAUAUAUACAGUGGAACCACGCUAUAACGCGAUGAUAGGGGUCCAUAAAAUCGGAUCGCGUUAAAAGCCGGGUUACGUUGUUUACUUUUGUUCUUAGCACAGUGAAAUUCCCUUACGUAUUACUAUUUAUAGUUCUACCGGAAGAAAGCCUCGUUUUCUGCAUUAAUUUUGAAACUAGUUUGAACGUGGUGCGUUUAGGGGCUCAUUUUCUACAAUAUUUUGAAAAGUUGUGAUUUUUUUGCUUUAAAAAAUGGCUUUCCAAGCAAUGGAUAAAAUUUUCAAAGAACUUAGGCCUGAUGGAAUUGAUGAAUUUCAAAUUUCGGGAGCCAUGCUAAGACUGCGUUAUAUCCAAAUCCGCGUUUUGACGAGGCACGUUAUAGCGGGGUUCCACUGUAUUUUGCAUUACCAAUUCAAAAUUUAAAAAAAAAAAGAACUUAUUAUAGAAAAGCUUAUUUGUAACCUUUUAAGUCUCAUGUGCAUUUCACCAACAACAAGCUUCUUGUUACUUUUGCUAUAAGUUUUCUGCUUUUUUCAUCUUUAAAUUGUUUCAUGUUCAUUAUUCAAUUAUAAUACUGAAUUUCACACGGCUGCAGAGUCAGAGAUUAACCACUUCAGCUAUCAUGAAAAUACUCAUGGACUCAAAUUACCAAAAUGAAAAAGAAAAAAAACAAAAAAACCUGACACUUUAGACCAGGCCAGCACAACUCAAAAUGUAAGGCGGGCCAUAAUACUUAAUGAAAAACUUGUGAGGGCUGAAAGAAAAUAGGACAGGGGGGAAAGCUGUUAAGGAAAUAAUUUUUAAAAUGGAAUAUUUCAUAACUUCGCAGGCCGCAACGUGGGUGCUGACGGGCUGUAUGUUGUGCGGGCCUGCUUUAGACUAUCAAUGACUAUUGAAAAUAUUGAAGUUUACUUCUUAAAAAAAUGUAAUAUUUUGAUAUUCCUGUGCUUUUUUAAAUGUAUGAAAUAGAGAAC